This is a messenger RNA of Exophiala bonariae, 2742 nucleotides long. RefSeq lists its product as uncharacterized. NCBI's taxonomy places the organism in Eukaryota, Fungi, Ascomycota, Eurotiomycetes, Chaetothyriales, Herpotrichiellaceae. The transcript is spliced from 3 exons. Gene Ontology annotation, molecular function: mRNA 3'-UTR binding. Gene Ontology annotation, cellular component: cytoplasm. Gene Ontology annotation, biological process: nuclear-transcribed mRNA catabolic process, deadenylation-dependent decay. Bases 1 to 2742 code for a protein of 913 amino acids. The record is from RefSeq and is a predicted model, not a curated record.
AUGGACGGUGGCACCACAUUGGACAGCAGCCGAAAUGGUCGGGUUGCCGUAUUUGAGCGUACUUCUAGACCUUCCUUGGGUAUUCCUCCAGACUUCGAACUUGCAAAAACCGCUUGGAACUCGUCGAGUCGCAUAUGGGGAACUGGAACGUUCAUUGAUACAGGGCUCGAUGGCGAGCCCACAAGACGUAUGUCUUAUGGGUUAUCUCCAGAAGAAAGUCGAUCUGACGUCUUUCCAGCCUCGCCAGUGCGUCAACUCUCAUCGGGUGGGUUUGGCCAAGCGAGAAACAUGACCAACUCGAUUCUUUCACCAGUCGAUGUUACCGAUGAAAACAAUAUACAACCCAAAAUGUCAUGGAAUUCCAUGUCGGCAAAUGUCGGGUUUGUCUCACGGCCCAAAGGCCAGCCUCUCUCGCCUACGAAGUACGCCCAGAAUCAUGGACUAGCCUCCUUUGGACCCUCCAACGGCACUUUUGAAUCCUCAAGUCUUUUUGCUGGCAGUGCACCUGAUACUGAAGACAUACCAGCUGACUCUCAAUAUUCAUAUUCACGUAACCAUCGUCCUCUCGACCCAUCUAAUCGCCUGGUUUCUGGGACACGUCCCUCAAACCCAGAGCCACAUCGAUCUGAGCAUCAACCCAGUACCGCUAACUCUGGAAAACACUUUGGAAAUGAUCCAUUCAGUCCCGGACAAAGAUUUGAAAACGAACUGCAUCACUCAAACAAUCUUGUCAACAUGGGCAAUGCGACCAGCAUGGCCCCUGCCGUCGGCCACAAUUUCCAAUUAGUCAAACCUGGAGUUCUACAACAUUCAUCCAGCGGCUCCAAUCCAUACCGAGCUACGCCUCCAUCAGUCCCAACCUCCGAAGGCCGCGUCCUACCCGCACAGCAGAUCGUUUCUUAUUCGCCGUCUACGCAAGAGUAUGCUGAAGUUUCUCACUCAUUAUCAACGGUAGCCUUCAAUGGAGUUCAAGAACAUGCUGGAUCGAUUCCCGCUCGCCGAACCUCGAUGUAUCAAUCACAGUACCGAGAUGGAAAUGUCACACAGAAUCGGACUUUGGGUCAGAUGAAUCUGCAUCUCUCCAAUUCGGAGUCAAAGUAUCAUCAACAUCAAGCUCACUUGAAUAGGCCAUCCACUUCCCGGCUCGAUCCUCUUGCUGCCCCACAUUACCCUCUGCCCUAUUCUGGCCGUGGAUCGUUGUCACCCAUGGCAAUGGAAUAUCGAAGUAACAUCCACAGCCCAUACUAUUCUGCUACUGGCACGCCUCCGACCGGACCUGAAUCGGUUCGUAGUACUCUAGCAAGUGGCGCUUCCAGUCGAACAUCGCACAAUGACCAAAUGUUGCUUGAUCAGAAAUUACGCAACCUCGACACAUACCAUUACGAUCAGAAUCCGUUCACAAUGACAUCUUUGCAGCAUCAAUUGCAUCAAGUUCAGCAAUAUGAGCUUUCAGGUCAAAGCCUUGCUGUACGUUUGAACCCACAUGCACAUUCCUAUGCCGGUCCAAAUUAUGCGCAGCUUGGUGGGUACCCCGUGGUCUCACGACACUCGGGUCGGGUUAUCGAUAAUCAAGCAGCUCGAAGCCCGGUCCUAGAAGAGUUUCGAAUGAACAGCAAGACGAACAAAAGACUGGAACUCAAGGACAUCUAUAACCAUGUAGUAGAAUUCAGUGGAGAUCAGCACGGCUCACGCUUCAUUCAGACCAAGUUAGAAACUGCCAACAGCGAUGAAAAGGAACAAAUUUUCAAGGAGAUUCAGCCAAACCUACUCCAGCUGAUGACAGAUGUUUUUGGAAACUAUGUGAUUCAGAAGAUGUUUGAACACGGUAAUCAGUCCCAGAAGAAGGUGUUGGCGAACCAGAUGAAAGGUCAUGUGUGGACUCUAUCUACGCAGAUGUAUGGGUGCCGUGUGGUGCAAAAGGCUUUUGAAUACGUGUUGACUGAUCAGCAAGCGACUUUGGUGAAAGAACUCGACGGGCCAAAUAACCAAAUAUUGAAAAUUGUCCGGGAUCAAAACGGGAACCAUGUGGUUCAAAAGGCCAUCGAGCGGAUCCCGGGGGAGCAUAUUCAAUUCAUUGUCGACGCGCAUCGUGGUCAGAUGAUGAAGAUGUCAACGCACCAGUACGGCUGUCGGGUGGUGCAGCGAAUGCUUGAGUACUGUCAACCUCAGGUUAAACGAGUCAUUCUGGACGAGCUCCUUCAGAACAUUCAGCCACUGAUCCUUGAUUCGUAUGGCAACUAUGUCGUUCAACACAUCAUUCAGAAUGGUGAGCCGCAUGAUCGAAGAUUUGUUGUGGAUUAUGUGCUCAAACAACUUCUCAACUUCUCCAAGCAUAAAUUCGCCAGCAACAUAGUGGAGAAAAGCAUUGACUACGCAGAUGAGGAUCAGCGUGCUGAGAUAUUGCGUCAGCUGACGAGACCGGAUGAAUUGGGCUCGACUCCAGUACUUGGCCUGAUGAGGGAUCAAUUUGGCAAUUACGUCUUGCAGAAAGUCCACGCACAACUAGGAGGUGCUGAGCUCGUCGGGCUGGAAGCCGACAUGAAGCAGAAUUACCCUCUUCUCAAGCGAACAAGCUAUGGCAAGCAAGUCGGAGCGAUUGAAAAACUCUUGUUUGGAGGCAAUGGGCCUUCAACUGCCAGUGCGAGUGAGGGUAGUCAAGAUUCAACAGACCCAAGCACCAAGACAAGUAGUACUACUGCCGAUACUCCGGACACUCCCACUCGUACAUCAGAGGGCAAGUAA